Molecule: messenger RNA, 3024 nt
Organism: Phyllopteryx taeniolatus (common seadragon)
Lineage: Eukaryota; Metazoa; Chordata; Actinopteri; Syngnathiformes; Syngnathidae
Gene: tlcd5a
Product: TLC domain containing 5a
Exons: 3
Coding region: 386-1138 (250 amino acids)
Cellular component (GO): membrane
Source: RefSeq, a predicted model, not a curated record
GUAGAAAGACAACCGUCUUGUAUUGCAAAAAAAAAAUAAUAAUAAUAAUGGAAUAACACACGAAAUGAUGCGAGUUAAUGAUGAUGAUGGAGCACAACAGUUAGCGACGACUGCAAGCUAACGUUUAUGAUACAUAGACAUUAGAUAUCUGAUGUCACUUCAUCCCCAUGUGCGCCAUUAAGUUUUGCAUUCUACAAGGAGAGAGUGUGCUGCCCAUGGAGCGAGGGCUGGUCCAUCCAGCUGCAUGGUACAAACGUCACAGCCAGCGGAGAGACGUCCCCUCACCCCACUGGACCCUCAAGAGCCUGCUUGUGCUAUUCUUGCACAAGCAAAGGCUAAUUGUUGGAGAGAGCAUAUCACAGUGCUUCUACUGUAAGUGAUCUCAAUGAGCGGGAUGUUGUUAUUGUCUUCAGAGGAGAACAUGGUUGUGCUCGGCGUCCUCCUGAGCCUCGCCGGCUGGGCGUCGCUCUACUUUGCCCUGUGUCAUGUCAACGGCCGUCGCAGCUGCGAAUGGAAUUGUCGUCUCGUCACCCUGCUGCACGGCAUCCUGGCUGUCUCCAUCACGGCCUACAUCGGUUAUGUGGAUGGACCCUGGCCCUUCACUUAUCCAGGUACAAAGAACACACCUCUGCAGAUAAGCGCCAUGCUGCUGAGCCUGGGCUACUUUGUCUUUGACAUGGCCUGGUGCGUCUACUUCCGUACCGAGGGAGCCGUCAUGCUGGCCCACCACACCAUGACCAUCCUGGGAAUCCUGCUCACUCUCUGGCUGGGGGAGUCCGGGAUCGAGGGCUGUGCCGUCCUCUUCGGCAGCGAGAUCACCAACCCUCUGCUUCAGGCUCGCUGGUUCCUCAAGCAAACGGGACGCUAUGGCACGCCCCUCGCAUACACUGUGGACGCGCUGUUUGUGCUGCUCUUCGUGCUGAUGCGGAUCUUUGUGGGAGGCACAAUGCUGUACUGUGAGCUGAUCUCGCCGAGGCCCAGAUUCUUCAUCAAGUGCGGAGGCGUGGCCAUGUACGCGCUAUCCUGGGUGUUCAUGGUGGACAUUGUUCGCUUCACCGUCCGCAAGAGCAAGAAUUGGCACAAGCAGCAGAGGGAACGAAAAGAGGCUGCUAAUGGUCACAAAGGAAAGAAGGACUGAAUGCUGACCACAGGGACAACUUCAAUGUAAUUGAGAUGAAUAUGUCCUCUGGGGAGUAAGAAAGGGGAAAAAAACACUUUAGGAUGUUGUUUGGUUGUUGUGUAAAAGGUACAGGCCAAACAUUACAGAGUUGGUUUACAGUAUGUGGUUGGAAACCAAAGCACUAACAGAUGUUGCACUUGGUUACAGUAACUGAGCAAAAAAAAACAAAAAAGUGACUCCCAUGGCAGCUACUGUUUGUGUACAAGAUCAUGUAAUGGAGCACAAUUUUUGUGUGAGUCAUUACAACCAAAACCUAAUACUGUUCACUUGAAGCCCCAAAGUUUGGUGUUCAACCAAAGUCUCUGCUACAAAAAUCCAUCAAAAGUUUGUAUAUCUUUGUUUUAUCACCAUACUGGAUAAUGACUAGUAUGAAAUUGACUAAGAGAACCUGCUAACAGUCUCUUGUUCCCUCAGUUAUGUCUGUCAGGCACCUUCCAAAAGUGAGCAAUUUUACUUUAGUUUUUUAAUGACGCUUUGUUGUGUCAGAAUGUUUUGACAAGGGAACAGAUUGAGUCUACUUAAUUAGGAAAAACAAUGGGUAGCACAAUCUAUAAUCAAGUGGCAGGUCUGCCUCACACUUGGGAGGUUCGGGUUUCAAAGCUGAGUGUUGGUCUUUCUGCAUGUUCGGCCUGUGUUUGCGUGGGUUUUCACCUGGUACUUCCUCCCACGCAAAAAAAAUAAUAAAAUAAAAUAAACAUGAGCAUCAUUGGGGAAGAGGAGUCAAAAACCAACCAGAACUGAACAACUGAACUUUAAUUGGGGUUAACCAGAGGCACAUCAAAUGGUGGCAGGUGUGUGCUGACUCCCAUUUAACAUGUUUAUUUCAAUGUUAUUGGUUAAUUUUUAACAGUCACAUACAAGUUAUAAGGUGUGUAACCACAUGAUCUCAGAUUUUUUACUACUUCUAUUGAAAAUUUAAAAAAAAAAUGGAGUUGUACAUGUUAUAGGGCACAACGGUGGAAAAGGGCUUUAUUUAUUUAUCGCCUUUUGAUAUCACAAACACCUGCCAUUUGUAGCCUUUUUUUUUUAAUCCACUGUUGGCGUGAAUGGUUGUGACAAUGAGGACAAGACCUAUAGAAAAUGGAUGGUAGGGGGGAAAUGUUUUUAAAUUAGACUAACUGGGAACUCUGUAACAGUGAAUGUAUAGGUCUAUCUUCGGCGCUUCCACUGUAUAUUAAGAAGAAGAAAAAAAACAAUGUUGCUCUUGGUUACAGUAAACACAGCAAAAAGUGUCUAAAAAUGUUGGGCACUGUUUGUUUACAACUUGUAAUCAUCUCAAUCCAUGUGUGAGUCAUUUUUAAAAUGUAUAUAUUUUUUUUUAUUGUAUGACACUGUGAACAGAUGUUGAGGUCUUACUCAGGGAGAAAGUUUAACUCAUUUAGCUUUUAAUCAUUCUUCUAAGCUUUUGUCUUAGUUCCUUUUUGUCCUUUUGCUCUGUAUUCUCUUAUGCAAUGGGAUGCUUUCCAUUUUGGUAAAACCAUAUUCUGACUUUUAUCAUUGGGUUAAAGACAUUUUUGAUUAAAGGUACUUUACUUGAGGGUGGUGAAGUGUUUGUUAUAUGGUGUACCUAAAGUUGUGUAUGGUGAAUGUAUGUAAAUCUGUUGUCUUCUACCUAAUUUUAGUGCAUUUUAAUUGGUGCAGUAACAUGCUAAAACACCUGUCCUUUCAUUGGUUUCAGCACAAGUCUGUUUACCCAGCUGCCAUUAUACCAAAUGCCAGGUGAGCAGCAUUGUGAAUCAAGCAAAAAGUUGAACUGGUUUGUGCCUUCCUUUUAGGAGUGUAUUGUCAUUUUUGAUUCUCUUCUGUAAAUCUCACAGCAUCAUUAAAGAUUUUGAUUUCCUGAA